Messenger RNA from Neoarius graeffei (lesser salmon catfish), 1787 nucleotides. RefSeq names its product sterol 26-hydroxylase, mitochondrial-like. Gene Ontology annotation, molecular function: monooxygenase activity; iron ion binding; oxidoreductase activity, acting on paired donors, with incorporation or reduction of molecular oxygen. Gene Ontology annotation, cellular component: mitochondrial inner membrane. Gene Ontology annotation, biological process: C21-steroid hormone biosynthetic process; cholesterol metabolic process; cellular response to peptide hormone stimulus. The coding region runs from base 1 to 1557 and encodes 518 amino acids. NCBI's taxonomy places the organism in Eukaryota, Metazoa, Chordata, Actinopteri, Siluriformes, Ariidae. The transcript has 9 exons. The record is from RefSeq and is a predicted model, not a curated record.
AUGGCAGGACGUCUAGCUCUGCGAUCAGCCAAGGCAACGGCUCUUCGGGUGUUCCUUAGGUCCAACACAGCUAGUCUGGACUUAAAGAGAAGUGCAGUUGGAAAUGCACCAGCUUCUGUUCCUCGUGAGAGCAUCAGGACUGAGGCUGACCUCCCUGAGAUCACCCUUCCCACAAUUCUUUACAGGCUGAUCUUUAAAGGGUAUUACAAUCGCAUGCAUGAGCUGCAGUUAUAUGAAAAACAGCUUUAUGGCCCUAUGUAUAAAAUAAGAGAUGGCAACGGGCAAAAAAUUGCACUGAAUAGUGCAGAGCUGCUGGAGGAGCUGAUGAGGAAAGAUGAUAAAUUCCCUUGCAGAGCAGACACGACUGUCUGGACUGAAUACCGAGAUAUGAAUGGUUUGGGUUACGGUCCUAUCACUGAAGAAGGAGAGAAAUGGUACAAACUCCGAUCGGUGUUGAACAAACGUAUGCUACAUCCGAAGGACACUGUGAAGUAUGAGAAUGUGGUUAAUGAGGUGGUCACAGAUUUUAUCAAACGGAUAUGCCAUUUACGCAAGAUGAGCUCCACUGGAGACCUGGUACCCAACAUGUCCAAUGAGCUGUACCGUUUCUCUCUAGAAGGAAUCUCCAGCAUUCUGUUUGAGACUCGUAUUGGCUGUCUGGAGGAUAAGAUUCCAGCAGAGACUCAAAACUUCAUUGACGCCAUUGCCCAGAUGUUCACUUAUAUUAUGGCUGUGUCUCUGCUACCCAAGUGGACACGGAAUUAUUUGCCAUUCUGGCGGCGUUACAUAAGUGGUUGGGAUGGAAUCUUCAGAUUUGCCUUCAAGCUAAUUGACAGGAAGCUGGAGGACAUUCAGAUGUGCCUGGAUAAAGGUCAGGAAGUUGCAGGAGACUAUCUCAGUUACUUGCUCUCCAACACCAACAUGAGCAAGAAGGAUGUGUAUGGGAGCAUUGCUGAACUGCUCCUGGGUGGAGUGGACACAACAUCCAACACUAUGAUGUGGGUCUUGUAUCUCCUGUCACAAGAUCCAAAGGCACAGGACACGCUGUAUCAGGAAGUUAAGAGCAUCAUCAGUGGGGACAAAAUUCCAACAGCUGAGGACAUAAACAGCAUGCCCUACCUCAAGGCUGUCAUCAAGGAAACUCUAAGAAUGUACCCAGUUGUUCCCACAAAUACACGCCUUUUAUCAGAAAAUGUGAUUAUUGGAGGACAUUUCUUCCCUAAGAAGACCAGCUUUGAAGUGCAUCAUUAUGCAAUCAGUCAUGAUGAGACAAUAUUCCCUGAACCAAGAGUCUUCAAACCUGAACGCUGGUUACGGGAUGAGAGGGAGCGACCGAGACCAUUUGGAUCCAUUCCAUUUGGAUUUGGAGUGAGAGGUUGUGUUGGUAAACGUAUUGCUGAACUGGAGAUGCACUUGGCUCUGGCAAGGAUAAUAAAGCGGUUUGAAAUCAAGCUGGAUCCUAAAGUCGGAGAGGUCAAAGCUGUCCGUCGUAUUGUGCUUGUGGCAGACAGAACAGUCAAUUUCCAUUUUCUGGAGCGGAAAAAUAUAACCACUUAAAGCCGCAUUGAGUGUUACCAUCCAUCAUUUAACAUCCAUCAGACCGUAGUGUCAUUAUAUUGCCAAAUUCAUAAACGAGGCACCUGAAUAGUGUGGUGUUUGGCCAAAAAUGGCCAAAUGCACAGAGACCAUUCUGUCACCUGUAAGGAACGCAAGCCCAGUCAUUCUAGCAAUCUUUGUGUAAGUACACUCUGUAAUCACAUUGUGUAUACGUAUUGAUGCAAAAGAAA